This is a messenger RNA of Aspergillus puulaauensis, 1080 nucleotides long. RefSeq names its product aromatic alcohol reductase. Gene Ontology annotation, molecular function: oxidoreductase activity. The coding region runs from base 1 to 1080 and encodes 359 amino acids. The record is from RefSeq and is a predicted model, not a curated record. The transcript has 4 exons. Lineage: Eukaryota; Fungi; Ascomycota; Eurotiomycetes; Eurotiales; Aspergillaceae.
AUGUCACGAACAAGAGUUCUGCUGAUCGGAGCCGCGGGUGAGACCGGAGGUUCAAUUGCAAAUGGACUGUUGGAGCAACCGACCUAUGAAAUCCACGCUCUUAUUCGGCCCCGUUCUGCUCAGAAACCCGCCGUUCUCGCCUUGCAGGACAAGGGAGUGCACAUCCGCAAAUGUGACCUGAAAUCGACAGAGGAGGAGCUAGAGAAGGCACUGGCUGAUAUCGAUGUCGUUAUCAGCUGUGUCGGUUCUGCAGAACAGCAAGACCAAAUUCCCAUCGCCAACGCGGCGAAGAAGGCCGGUGUUAAGCGAUUCAUCCCCUGUGGUUUCAUCACCGUCGCGCCACCCGGUGGUAUCAUGUGGUUGAGAGACGAGAAAGAAGUCGUCUACAACCACAUCAAGCAACUCCGCCUUCCUUACACCAUCAUCGAUGUUGGCUGGUGGUACCAACUCUCUUAUCCUAGACUCGAAUCCGGUAAACUGGACUAUGCAAUGACGGCUGCCAACAACGAAGUCGUCGGAGAUGGCAACACGCCCCUGGCCCUGACAGAUCUGAGGGAUAUCGGGCGCUACGUUGCUAAGAUCAUUUCCGACGAUCGCACAUUGAACAAGAUGGUCUUUGCAUAUGACGCAGUGCUCACCCAAAAUGAAAUAUUCAGCCUGCUUGAAGAGAUCAGUGGGGAGCAGAUUGCUCGAAACUACAUCUCAGAGGAGUUGGUUCAAAACAGGGUUCUUGCCGCCCGUCAGUCAAGCGAGACCUAUCCUUUCGACCCAGUGAAGUUCAUCCCCCGGUACCUAGCAGAGUACCAGCUGUCAUGGGGCAUUCGCGGCGACAACACUCCUGAAUAUGCCAAGUACCUUGGUUAUUUGUCGGCUAAGGAGCUUUACCCCGACUUCACAGGUAUUGAAUUCAAGGAAUAUCUAAGCGAGGUCUUCAAGGGUACUGCCAAGGGAAUUUACACCGACCGGACCAUCUCCAAAGCCCACCAACGCAUGUUCCCCCGAAGCGAGUCUUCCGAUUCGUUACAAGGCCGCUUUUUCCCAAGGACCGAGUCCAGCGACUCUCUCUACAUGUCUCGGUAG